AUGUCUUCACAGGACGAGCAUCAUAUCACUAGCAGCCGCUCAGAGAUACCUCAAACCGUUGGGCAAGUGACACCACCAGACUUAGCUGUCUCUGGGCUACAAACAACAAUCUUCGAACCUCGGUUGCUGCAGGGCCAGGGAGGCAUGAAGCUUGUCCACAACAGCUUGUGGUCAAGAGUGGCCGAAGAGAUCCACGACGCAGGGGGCCCACUUGAAGAAGACUCAACAGACAACACAAGCGAGGAUGAGCCGUCCCAUGAUGAUUUUGCUUACGUUCUAGGCCGCAACGCAACCGUGACUAUAUCCUCACACCCACCCCCUCAACUCAUCAAUCAAUUAUGGCAGAUUUUCAUUAGAAACGUUAAUCCACUUACGAAGGUGGUGCAUGUACCAAGCCUUCAGUGUGCAAUAGAGAAAGCAACCAACAGUAUCGAACAUAUCCCGAGAGGAUUUGAAGCACUCAUGUUCGCCAUAUAUACCACCGCUAUUUUGUCGCUUACACAGGACGAAUGCAAACAAAUACUAGGGGAGACCCGAGCGAUACUGCUUCCCCGUUACGUUGCUGCUACAAAAGCAGCCUUAUCUCGUGCAAGAUUUAUGAGCAGUACUAGCCUUGUGGUCUUGCAGGCACUGGUACUCCACAUUCUUUCCAUCCGAGACAGCUACGAACCCCGUGCUGUGUGGAGCCUCACUGGAGCUGCAAUUCGCGUUGCAGAAGAGUUGAGUGGUCAGCCAAAGUUCCGAGACUUCGAACUCGAUGAUAGCACCCCUAAAAUGCCCGCUAACGUCAACGAUAGCGACCUGUAUCCUGCAAUGUCACGAGCAGCUGUUGAGUCGGGAAGACCAACAGAGAUGAUAUGGUGCAUGGUCAGAUCGGCGAUGGCCACUUUCGCGGCUGGACAGACAGCAAAAAUGGCCAAACUACGAAAAGUCGCGCUUACCUGUGAUGAAUACGCUGCUAUGGACGACUUGGAGCGAAGGGACAAUUUUAUCAAUGGGAUCCAAGACAUGUUGGAGACAAAGUACCUGCAAUUUUGCGAUCCAGCUAACCCCCUACAACUUAUGGCCCUUGUUGGUGGUGGUCGAACAGCAACAAAUCUUGUCCGAUUUAUGGCUCACCAUCCACGCCGAUGGGCCUACCAGGACAAUGUGCCAGAAUCAGAACGAAAUUUUGUCUGGGGAGUCGUUACUCGGCUCCUAGAGCAGUACAACAUGAUGCAGUCACACCAACAUCUGAAGCGUUUCGCUUGGCACGUGCCCUACUUCAUCCAAUGGCACGCUGUCAUCCACAUCCUGGACACGCUCCGAGCAGACCCCUUACACAGUGACGCUCAGAGAGUUUGGCGGCUCAUCGAUAUCUUGUUCGAAAACAAUCUAGAAAUCUUUCUGGGUAUCAACAGGCCAAUCAUCGCGGCGGUCGGCAAUCUUUGUUUGAAAGCAUUUGGCUCUCGCGAAGCCGUUUUGAGGGCCGAGAAAAAAAGUUGCUCCCAUCCGCCGGAAUACAUUACCAAGCUUCGGGAACAACGAGAUGCAGCAAAAGCAAGAAGAGAAGCAUUGACUAAGAGCAAGGGAGAUUGA
This is a messenger RNA of Cladophialophora bantiana CBS 173.52, 1578 nucleotides long. RefSeq lists its product as uncharacterized. Lineage: Eukaryota; Fungi; Ascomycota; Eurotiomycetes; Chaetothyriales; Herpotrichiellaceae. The coding region runs from base 1 to 1578 and encodes 525 amino acids. The transcript is spliced from 4 exons. The record is from RefSeq and is a predicted model, not a curated record.